Messenger RNA from Chrysemys picta bellii (western painted turtle), 3706 nucleotides. It is a transcript of the gene RFTN1, whose product is annotated as raftlin, lipid raft linker 1. The record is from RefSeq and is a predicted model, not a curated record. Lineage: Eukaryota; Metazoa; Chordata; Testudines; Emydidae.
AGUGGGUGCGAGGAACAGAGGCCGUUCUAGGCCUGGUGGCUGGGUGAUGCCCUUCACAGGCAAGGGUGCCGAGGGCAGGAGCCGCUCUCCUGAGCCCCGCGGCCCGUGCGCUCUGGCGGGAGGCUGCGGAGCAGAGCGGCGUGUGCCGCCGGGUUGAGAGGAAGAGGAAGUGCAGCGGCUCCGGCUCGGGCUCUGCGCGGAGCUGCCUGUCCCCGCCGAGGCGCCUCCCAGUCCCAGAAGCGCUGCUUCCCCCGGGCAGCGGCAGACUCCGCUCCCCACCUACCCGGCCGGGCUGCGCGGCACAAACUUUCUGCCCUGCGAUAAGCCGGGCUGCGAGCGGCGGCUGCAACAGCAUGUCCCUGCCCGGGCGCUGAGCGCCGGAGGUGGAGCGAGCCAGCGAGCCAGCAGAGAGGAGCCCGCCCUAGCUGUUGAAAUGGGUUGUGGACUAACCAAAUUAGAGAAACGUGAUGAAAAACGGCCUGGUAAUAUCUAUUCAACUUUGAAGAGGCCCCAGGUAGAAACCAAGAUAGAUGUUUCCUAUGAGUAUCGUUUCCUGGAGUUCACAACUCUGAAUGAUGAUGAGCUACCAAGCUCCUCUGCAAUCAAGCUCUCUUCCUGGCGUGAUCUUCCAUCUCAGCUGCAAGAACUAUAUCAGCAGGGUUUCAUCGUGGCUGCUGUCCACCCUUUUGUGCAGCCAACUGUUGAAAAAGAGAGGACUCCCCAGGAACAAAUCUUCAGGGCUGUGCUGAUCAAGAAAACAGAAAGAUCUGUGGAAAGUGAUGUUCACAGUGAAGGAUACACACUGGAGCUAGAAUGCUGCUCCUCCUUGGACCAACUAUCGGACACAAAAAAGAUACCAGAUUUUAUUGAGAAAAUUCAAGAUGCAGCAAGUCAAGGCUUGAAGUUUGUUGGAAUUAUACCUCAGUACAGUUCCCAGGUGAACUCCCAAGCCAGCGCCGCUGUGGCACCCACCGCUAACAACUCUGCACAACCACAAGAUGUAAAAAAUACAUCAAACUAUUCAGAGGAUCAUGCUUCAUUGGAUAGCAAGAAAGCAGAUGAUGCUAAUGGAUGCAGUGCACCAGCCUCAAGUGAGGAAAAUGCUGACCAGAGUGUAGAGCUCAGUGGGGAUGUAAUAGGGGAAGAACCAGUUAUUGAGCAUCUGAGCUUAAACUCUGCAGGGGAGAAUGGAGAGCAGUUUCAAGGAGAGAGCCCAAGUGUUUCACCAAGACUCAGAGAAGCAACAGACAAUCAAGAAGGGGUAGCAGAAAGUGACACAUCAGCAUUGUGUACAGAACCACUUCCUGGAACAAUGGAAAUAUUUGCUAUCUUCAACAAGCCAAAGACCCAACAAAGAUGCAGCCAGUACUAUACUGUGAUGAUUCCUAUGAAGAUCUCCAGGAAUGGACAGACUGUCAACAGCUUAGAAGCAAAUUGGCUGGAGCACAUGACAGAUCACUUCAGGAAAGGAGGCUUGCUGGUGAACGCCAUCUUCAGCCUUGGAAUGGUAAAUGCAGAUUCCAUGCAGGGCUUGAUAGAUGGAGUGUUUGUCUUUGAAGAUCUUUCUAUGGAAGACAGUAAGACUAUACAGGGCUAUGAUGCAAUUGUUGUGGAACAAUGGACUGUCCUAGAAGGAAUUGAAGUGCAGACAGAUUAUAUUCCACUGUUGAACUCUCUCGCGGUGUACGGUUGGCAGCUGACUUGUGUGCUUCCUACUCCAAUUGUAAAGACAAACAGGGAGGGGAAUUUAGCCACUAAGCAGAUUGUCUUUCUUCAGAGACCCUCUCUACCCCAGAAAGCAAAGAAGAAAGAAUCUAAGUUUCAUUGGAGGUUCUCCAAAGAAGAAAUGCACAACAAACAAACAAAGAAAUCUAACAAGGCUAAACUAAGUUCAAGGGAGAAACAAACAGCAGAAGAAAAACAGGAGAGUGAAGUUAUAGAGAACACAAGAAAUUUAGAAGCACAAUUGUCAACAAUUGAAAAUGUUGGGAACUGCAAACCAGUCUUGAAUGAACAACUGGAUAGUAUCGCAGACAAGACAUCUGAGAUGCAUGAGGACAAAGACACAUCUAUCCAUGGCAAUGAGGAAUCAGAAGAAAAAUGGCAUCCAAGUCAUGAUACUGAUCAAAAAGAAGUGGAAGUGUGCUUGAGUCACAAUGAGACAUCGGACAACUGUGAGAACCAGAUAACGCAUGAAGGAAGCUGUGUUCUAACAACUGACAGUGGGGAUGGAGACAAUGGGGCUGGAGCCAUGGAUGCUUCCUGCGAUUAAUCACCUGCAUCUCAAGAUUACUGAAAGAGUUGCAGAUCUUUUGCCAAACUAAAGGACAAGUUUUGCUAAUCAUCCUCACUAACUUAAUUGCUUAAUACAAUUUUUAAUUUGGCUUUGUAAAUGCCCUAUACAAUUUUAUUCUCUCCAAUUAACAUACACAAGCAUCUUAAAGUUUCAACUAACUGUAGGGACCACUUUUGCUCCCACAUAAGUUAAUGGCAAAAUUUCCAUUGACUUUACUGAGAUUAGGACUGGCUCUACUGUCCUUAGUUUUAAAGGUACAGAUGAAAUGUAUUGUGAUUACCAAGUUGGGAGUGAAAACAUAGUCAGGCUUGUUCUGUGGCUCAAGAAAAACCGCUGAUAUUUAAACUGCUCUGUGCUGUCUUAACAAAAACAGGUUUGUAUUCAGUAUUUCAUAUUAGUUUAGGAGAAGCAUUGUUGGUCAAUUUCCUUAUGUAAUAAUUUUAUCAAUGUAUCAUUGCUGAAACAAUUAUUGCACCAUGUCGUUUUGUCAUUGUUUUAUGUUGUCAAGAAAAUGGUAUUUAGGCUUACGGAGGCUGGAAUUGGGAAGUUUGAUAAAGUGGCUGUAGCUGUAUUUAUCUCCAUAUCAUAUCUACUCAUUGAUAUUCUCUUGAAUUUAGUUUACUCUUGCAGAUAUAUAAAGCAAUAAACAGACCAUGAAUAUUGUAGGUACAUAAGGGGAACCUGAUGGGGAAACAAACCUCUUGAUGAAUGUGUGUUGUGUGUUAAGCAGAUGGCUCUAACAUAAUCCCUACGAUUCCCUAUUCUCUUAUUUUGGUGUUCAGGAUUUUUAGGUUGCUAAUCAGCCCUUCGGCAAUGCUUGCUGGGUCUUCAAGAAAUAGAAAAGAAAAUGAAAACUGCACGUAAAAUGUAACUCAUUAAUUGUACAUAUUCACUAAUAGUGGAUACACUCACCAUCUGCUAGCACUGCUAUUAUGUGACUUUUCAUCAUUUAUCAACUGGAGUAGUGUGUGUCACAAGAAAGAUGGUGGUUUUUUUUAAUCAAAUAGCUGUCAGGCAAAUGUCAGUGAAAGCUACUGAAUGACCCUGAAGAGUACAACCUGAUGACUAAACCUUUCUUUUACAACAGAUAACCAUGUUUUUCAGCCGACAUACAAACUUUAUGAUGUAAAAUGGUCAACAUUUUCAUGUUUGGAGGCAUAUUAAAAUUUUUACAGUAAAAUGUACGUGUAACAAUUUUUUAGAUCAUAUUUGAAUAUACUCUUAAACAGUUUUAGUCUGCUUAAAAAUGUAACAUGUAGUAGCUUUUCUUUUCUUAAUAAGCAAUCCCCUUAGAGUCCCGGUUUAGAAUUAGUUAGGCAGUCCUGUAUGUUUUUUAAAAAUACCUUCUAUUUUUCAUUUUCUGUAAACAAAGUAAUUCCAUAAACAAUAAAGGUUUCUUGACACCUUAAA